AUGAAAUCAAUAUAUGGAGAUCCUGAAUUAAUUAGGUGGUUGAAUAAGGAAAUCAAGCUUUAACCAGCAAUUCUUGAUAUUGAGAAAUAAUUUUAGAAUUGGUUUUAUUUUUAGGAAGUGCUUUAUAAAACAGGAAAUCCUCUUAAGAAAAUCUUAACAAAUAAAUUUGAUGAAUAUUCUACGCAAAAGAAUAUUAAGAUAGUUAAAAAGCACAUUAUAAAAUUAGUAGGAAUUGAACCAAAAGUUGAAAAAGGUUAAUCGUAAAUUGAAGAAUAUUUGAAAGCAAUCAAAUCAUAUGCUAAGCCAAUUGCAGUUAAUUCAUUACUUUCGAUAGCUCGUAAAGAGACAAAGGAUGUUUUGAAUGAAUUGACUAAAACGUUGAAAGUAGCAGAUAAAAAAUAAGUUCAAUCCUUGGUGAAUAAUUAUGAAGAGAAGUUCAUAAACUCAUUGCCAAAGAAAUUAAAGUCUAUUGAGGAGGGUUUACACAGAUUCAGAGAUGAAAAACUAAUCCAUGAGAUUCAGGCAGUGAAAUUAAAGUAGAGGGAUGAAGAAAAGGAGAGAUAAUGGUUAUCAUCAUUGAGAGAGAAUGAAUUGGAGAAGAUUAGAGCAAAUCAUGAAUUUAUCAAAGAGUAGGAUAAAAAAAUUUAUGAAUUCUGGAGGAGUACAGAAGCAGUUAAACACAAUAGGAUUGAAAAAGAGACGAAAUUUAACGAAAUGAUGACUGGAAGAUUGGUCGCUGAAAUUAAUUAAAAGAAGAAGGAUGAUUAAAAGGCCAUGGACAACAAUAUAUAUCUAUUUUUGUAAACUUGUAUCAGAUAAGGCAUAGAAAUUGAAAAGGAUCCUUCAAAAAAGCCAGUACCUGAAAAGGCUAAAUUUUCAGCAGUUGCAACAAUGAUGAAAAUAAGAGAAAGGACACAUAAGACUGAAGAAGCUAGAAAGGCAAGACAGAAGCGAAGAAAUAAAAUGUUAGUUGAAUAGUUAAAAUAGUAAGAGUUAGUGGAAGCUAAGAAAAAAUUGGAUGAAUUAGUGGAUAGAUUCUCAGAAUAUGGAAAAAUAGCUAAUUAAGAGGCUGCCAUAAGAUUGAAAGAGAAAUUGAGAGGGAAAUUAUAAUUUAAUGAAAGAACAUUGAUGUGCCAAGCUUCAGAGGAAUAAAGAGAAACGUUUUUUGAGUAAUUAAGAAGUGAAGCUAAGGCAAGAGAAUAGGAAGUUAGAUUGUAAAGAUAAAAGGAGUGGAGAAUACUUUAAGUUUAAUAUAUGGAGUAGAAUUACAAUAGGAAAGUGUAGUAGAGAUAGAAACAUGUUCAAUAAAUGCAACCAUUAAUAUUGACAAUCUUAGAUUUGGCUGAUAAAUGUUAUUUAAAAAUGAAUGAGAGUGUAGAACAAAAUGGAAAGCCUUUGACAUUAGAUAAAAAGGUUUGGAAUAAAUUUAUUGAGGAAUGGCAAAGCGAAUUAUCAUAGAUAAAACCAAUUCAUGAUAAUAUAGCUGCAGCCAUUACUUAGGAUUUUGUUGAAUAUUAUCAUGCAGUCAAAGAUUGGAAGUCUACUUAAAAUGAUAGCCAAUUGAUGGCAAAUAUUUCAUUGGCUGAAUUUCUAUUCGAAAUAACAGAUGAAUUGUAUCCUAUGUAACCAUUAAAAGAGGGUAUCAAUUACUAUCUACCACUUAAAAUAUCAUUAAUUGGAGGUAAAUUUAGUGGUAGGAAAACUACUGCCAAAUAUUUAAAUUAAAAAUACGGAUUAGAAAUUAUAGAUAUAGAAUCAAUAAUAAAAGAAUCCUUGAAACUUGCUUUUCCUCCAAUAGAAGAUCCAAAGAAAAAAAAGGAUACAAAAAAAGUAGUUGAAGUUCCUAUUGUGGAAAAUCCAGAAUUGAAGGAAUAUGGAUUGUAAAUUAAUGAAUAUAAAGAUUCAGUGAUCCCAGAUGAAUUAUUAUUAAAGGGAAUUUUAAUUAAAUUGAAUCAGACCUUUGGUUAGAGAACCCCAUUAUAAGUUGCACAAGAAAUGAAGGAAGCAAAAGAAAUUCAACUAAAGAAAGAUUAACAGCCAGUUGUUGAAGAAGUUAAAAAAACCUCAAAGAAACCUGGCAAAAAGGAUGCCCCUCAGAAUACCGGACCCACUUAAGAAGAUUUAAUUAAAGAAUAUAUGAAUUCCAAACAAUUUUAUUAUACCAAAGGGUGGGUUAUGAUUGGAUUUCCAGAAAAUGCCAAUUAGGCUAAAAUGCUUGAAGAAUAAUUAACAGGUUAUAUUCCAUAUGAAGAAAGGCUAAAUUAAAUAGCAGAAGAAAAGAAAAAGAAGUUUCAAGAAUUGUUAGAUAUACCUACAUAAGAAGAAUCCAAUAAAAUUUAAUAAUCAGGAAUAGAUAUAAUCAUUAAUCUGGAUACUCCAUAUGAGUAAAGAGUUUAAAGGAUGUAAAAUAGAAGAAUAGAUCCACUUACAGAGACAGUCUACAAUUUAGAAGAAAAUCCACCUCCCCCAGAAAUCAAGCCAGAUAAACUAUUAAAAAUAGAUACUGAAACUGAAGAAAAGUUAUAAAAAGAUUUUCAAUAAUUUAAUGAAAAUUUGCCUAAAUUAAUUGAUUGGUGCGAAUAAUUUGGAUUUGAAGAAGAUUUUAAGUAAUUACAUAAUACAAAAAUUGCAGGUAAAGGAUUCGAAGUUGCAAAGUCAAUCGAUAGUUUAAUUAACAAAGUGCUCACUCAUAAUUUUGAGUACUUAAAUCAAAUAGCUGAAGAAGUCUUGGCUUCAGAAUUAUAAUAAGAAUAAUAAUCUUAAUAAAUCUAAAGUUAAGAGAAUCAAGAUUUGGAAAAGGUAGAAGAAUAGAAUCCAGAAUAAUAGGCAUAAAUAUUAUAAGAUAAGCAGAGCCUCCUUGAUGCUAAAUAAUCCACUGAGAGAGGUAGAUCUCAAUUAGCAUCAAGAUAAAAGGAUGCUUAAAGUGAAUUUUUAAGUUAAGAUUAACUCAAGGGGAUUUUAAAAUAAUGGGAUGAAAUUUCUAAUACCUACAUCAGAGAAAGUACGAUAUACAUAAGGAGAAUGAGUCAUUAAAGGAAAAAAUGCUAACAAAUAUUCUUAUAAACUCAAAAAAGCUUUAUUGAAUUCUUCGAGAGUCCUGAUAACAAAUUAAAAUUAAUGCAUGAAUUUUAAUUAAACUAUAACAAAUUCUUAUAGGAGAAUGAUGAUUUAUCCAAAUAAAAAAAUGCCAAACAAUAAUUAAAGGAUCAUUUACAAAAAACCUAUGAAUAGUUGUGGGAUAUUUUAAAUUAAAAGAAAAAUUAAGCAUUAGAUUUUGUAAAGAAGUUGAAGAAGGAUAGGUUUGUAGCUAUUUAAAUUUAAUAAUUUAUGUAGCAUGUCCUUAUGCUUCUAUAAACUGAAACAAAUUUAUUAACUGAAAUUCAAUUGCUUGGAAGACCUUGGAGCGAGCAUUUUAUUCUUGAACCCCCAUAAUCGUAAUUAAUUGAUGGAUACAAAUUUCCCUAACUGGAAGUACUUAUUUCCUAUUACUUUGAUUGCCUUGAUAAAAUUACUUAAGGAGAAGAAUCAUUAAUUAUUAAAAUCCAAAAAGAAAUUGCAUAUAAAAGGGGUCAGAUCAUUAGAAGCGUGGCUCACAGUAAAAUGACAGAAAUGUUAUUGAUGGAGGACAUUUUAUAUUCGAGAAUUGACGACUGGAUUAUUUGUGGAAUUAAAAACCUUAGCGAAAAUGACUUUUGUUUUGAAUCAAUUAAUUAUCUUAAACAACAAAUUGAAAAUAGAUAACCCGCCAUAUUGACAAUACCUGAGCCUAGUCCGAUUUCUGAGUUCUUCAAAAUGGUUUAUAUGUAGUAACACUUAAUUCCUGAAUCUGAGAAAUGGAGAUAGGCAAUCCAAUUCUAUGAGGAAGUUAAAUCUCUUAGUGAUUCAGCCUGGAUUCCUUUGGAGAUAUACGAAUCUUUCUAAAGAAGAAGAUCUAACUUCCUAUCUUAAUUCAAAAUAAAUAUAAAUAAGAUUGCCAAUUUGGGUUGUUAUCAGAAUGUUAGAUUUAGCUAUCAAACUUUACUUAUUACUAUAAUAUUAUAUGAGUGCAGAGUGCCAACUUAAGAGGAAAUUUAAUAAUUAGUCGAUGAUAUUUAAACAGUGGAACCAGAUGAUUAGAGAGAUUAUUGGAUAGAAUAUUAAUUUUGGUUUGACGAUAAUUUUGUAGAUUAGGAAUUCAACUUAAAAAUCUAUGUUAAAAACUUUCUCUUCAAUGUAUUAUAAUCCCAAGACUUAGCUGUUUCUGUAAAAGAGAAUUUUGGAUAUUUUAAAUAAUUUGAAAAUUAAUUAUUUUCAUCCAUCUUUGAUGAAGAAGAUAUAAAAUCUAAGUAAAAAUGA
Paramecium tetraurelia is the source of this 4335-nucleotide messenger RNA. RefSeq lists its product as uncharacterized. The transcript has 6 exons. The record is from RefSeq and is a predicted model, not a curated record. Lineage: Eukaryota; Ciliophora; Oligohymenophorea; Peniculida; Parameciidae.